This is a messenger RNA of Oncorhynchus kisutch (coho salmon), 1912 nucleotides long. Its product is annotated as prostaglandin E synthase 3-like. The transcript has 8 exons. Gene Ontology annotation, molecular function: prostaglandin-E synthase activity; Hsp90 protein binding; protein-folding chaperone binding. The record is from RefSeq and is a predicted model, not a curated record. Bases 257 to 742 code for a protein of 161 amino acids. NCBI's taxonomy places the organism in Eukaryota, Metazoa, Chordata, Actinopteri, Salmoniformes, Salmonidae. Gene Ontology annotation, biological process: telomerase holoenzyme complex assembly; telomere maintenance via telomerase; prostaglandin biosynthetic process. Gene Ontology annotation, cellular component: nucleus; cytosol.
UUACUUCAGGUAAAGCGCGUGCAAGAGACUUGUCCCUGCACGAGCGAAAGAUCCAGAAACUUCUUUCGGACUGCGCGUGCGAGGCCACCGUGACUUGAUUCUAGAUGCGUCAUUGCGCACAACGAGGAAAAGCAGUUACUGGUCUAGGAUUGAUAUUUACAUUUUGCCCUGUUGUUUUUCGCUACAGAAGAGAAUAUCCAGCAACACAUCGUGGUUAAUACUGCGGUCUGGAGUGGGAAGAAAUAGAUAGCAAGAGAUGCAGCCAGCAACAGCGAAGUGGUAUGACAGAAGGGACUCCGUCUUUAUUGAGUUCCUGGUAGAAGACAGCAAAGAUCUACAAGUGAAGUUUGAAAAAUCAAAACUUGAUUUCCGUUGUGUUGGUGGGAUUGAAACCCUCAAACACCAUAAUGAAUUGGACCUUUUCGACUCAAUUGAUCCCAAUGCAUCGAAGCACAAACGUACAGACAGAUCAGUGUUGUGUUGUCUGAAGAAAGCAGAGGCAGGAAGAGCAUGGCCACGGUUAACAAAAGACAAGGCAAAAUUUCAAUGGCUGGGUGUCGACUUCAACAACUGGAAAGACUGGGAAGAUGAUUCUGAUGAGGAUCUGUCCAGUUUCGACAAGUUCUCAGAGAUGAUGAAUACGAUGGGAGGAGAAGACGGCAUGCCAGAUCUGGGCAUGGGUGGUAUGGAAGGUCUCGAAGAGCACGACAGCGAUGAUGAAAAGAUGCCAGACCUGGAGUAAUGGUGCAUAUAAAGUCUGUAACCGAUGACGACAAGAAAUGAAAGCCUCAAAGGUCGGUUGAAGAGAGAGACGAGUUGAGUUGGUAGCCAUAUUUGAAAAAGGAGGAAAUAUCAGCAGUUUUCCAAACACGUCAGAGGAACCUCACUGAGGAGAGACUGUAUCUGUCGUCAUGGCAUCGCAGCAGAGCAUUCUCCAGCCAAUGUCUUAGUGCUGUGCUUUGCUGUUCUAAUUCUGCAUGGACAUUCAGUUGUUUCCAUGAUGUGCUGUGGGGUUCAGUUAUACCGUGUUUUAACUUAACAACCAGGGGUGCCUUCAGCAAGGAACAGUGUUAUGGAACGUUCAGAUAGAAUUACGUCAUGUAGAACUAAGGUGCCACUGACAUGUAGAAUGAAGGAAUCGUGUCGGCUCAUCGUAUUUCAAUCUGCAACGUUUGACAAUGUUUUCCUACUGAAUGUGGCCCUGCUCUGAUGGGAUAGUCUGAAAGUUACUCUCCACCUUUUUAUUUAAUAACGUCAGUGAGGUUACGUAUUGAAUAUCAACAUAAUUGUAAAUUCUAACCGAAGAAAAAACAUGUUUUAAAACAACUGCCUAUUUUCAAUAAAGUUGUUUCUUUUUUUAGUGAGAAAUGACCCCUUUUGUUCGUACUGUACAUUUUGUUUUAUUUUUCUUAAUAUAUUGAAACAAGUUUUAGCUCGGAACAAAUAUUUUCUCAAUGUACGUUAACAUCUGGAAAGGUAUUAGAAAUUAAUGAAUGAAAUAUGCAUGUUCAACUUAUUUUACAGUAUAGCAUAAAUUGUAAGUUAUAAUUGAAAAACCUUUCAAUCACAUUUUGCAAGGAUGCUUUUGCUUUAUUUAACAUCGUACAUACAGAACAUUUGAAAAGUAUAUACCAUUGGGGUAACUCUGUAUUUGUUGCAUGCUGUUUUGUAUAAAACAAGCAGCAAAUUAUUUCUUCCACAUUCAAAGGGGUGCAGAAACGCAACAAAAAGAACUUGUCAUUAAAUUACCAAGUUUAAUUUGCACUCGCAGUACAAAACAAAUAAAUGCACGUGUUAAAACAGAUGCACUACUAGGUUUCGCCAACCUAUAUCGUAGAUCAUGUUGAUGAAAUAUCGGUUUAAAUGCGGUGGGAAUUUCUCCACAUAUUUCUAAUAAACUGUCUCUGACUAA